AUGACAGUUACCACAAUUUCUCAAGCAAAGGAGCAGCGAUAUGAUCGGCAACUGCGCCUUUGGGGCGAUCGUGGCCAGGAAGUCCUUGAAGGAGUCCGAAUCUGCGUCAUCCGGGCCGGUGCAGUGGGUUCCGAACUGCUGAAAAAUCUUGUUCUCCCCGGCGUUGGGAACUUUACCAUCGUUGACAGUGCUCUCGUGACUGAAAAUGAUCUAGGAAACAACUUCUUUGUCACUAAAGCGUACCUUGGAAAGCCACGAGCCCAGGCAGUUACUGAGUUGAUUUCGGAACUGAAUCAGGACGUUAAGGGAGCCUUUGUUGUGGAGACUCUGGAUGAGCUUUUAGACAAUGAUCCAGGAUUCUUCCUCAACUUCAGUGUCAUUGUUUACACUGAUGUUCGAGAAAGCCAACUCUUACGACUCAGCCGGAUAGUCUCACCGGCCCGAAUUCCCAUCGUUAUCUGCAACAGCACCGGCUUCUUGGGUUACCUACGCGUCUCAGUGCUCGAACACGCCAUCAUUGAGUCGCAUCCGGACUCCACUAGGCCGGACUUUCGUCUUGACAGGCCACUGCCCGCCCUGGUGAAGCUGGCCAACCAACCAGAUCAUGAUCUGGACACCCUGCCGGCCAAGGAGCUGGCUCACAUACCCUGGCUAAUCAUUAUUCACAAAUUUGUGGAACGCUUUCGCACCUCUGUAAGUGCUGUAUUUAACCAAAUCUUAGCCUGUCAUAAAUUGAUGUUGUAA
This is a messenger RNA of Dibothriocephalus latus, 744 nucleotides long. The record is from the annotation of a GenBank genome assembly. Lineage: Eukaryota; Metazoa; Platyhelminthes; Cestoda; Diphyllobothriidea; Diphyllobothriidae.